AUAAGAAUAUAAAAGAAUGGGUUAUGACAAUAAAAAACACCCCUUUUCAAAUUUGAAUUUUUUGACAGUCUUGAUUAAAAUGAAUGUUUUUAUGAAUCCUCUUACAGCUUUUGGAUGUUGUGGAGAUACAGAAAUGUUCGAUUCGAGUUCUAAAAUAUGCUGUGAAUAUGGCGGGAAAUUUAAAAUUGCUCCAUCGCAGAACAGAGAUUGUUGUCAUGAAAAGGAUUACGAUUUUACAAAGGAGCAGUGUUUAGAUGGCCGUGUUAUUGGCGUUGAUCAGCACAUUUGCGGCACAGAGACGUAUAACACAUCACAGAAGACCUGCUGUGACGAUACAUUACACGACACUCCUCCCUACCCAUCGGACUGUUGUGGGAGUCAUUUGUAUAAUAAAAUUGACCAGAAGUGUUGUAGAGGGCCAAGGAUUCCUGUUCCGAGUAAUCAGGAGUGUUGUGGCAAAGGUCAUAUAAAUCCAGAUACUCAUAUGUGUUGCAAUAAUGUUGGUCACUCAAAGGUUCAGAACACAAAUUGUUGUGGAAUAGACAGAAUCAAUGAACUGGUGGAGGGGUGCUGUGGAGCGAAAUCGUACAAUCUGUCUACCCAAAGGUGGGAUGAAGACAUUAUAAAUCUGAGACAGGCUGAUCAUUCUUACCCCGAUAAUGAAGAUAAGAAAGAUGUAUUAGGAGAAAAGUCAUCUCCUCGCUUUAGUCUUUGCCGAGCUUGUGCACGGAACUACAGAUUGUUUUCAAAGCGCAUCAAGUCUGGAAAGGAAGAUGUCUGCAAGAAACACACAUUCAAGACAGUAUUGCGGUCAGUGUCGCGUGUGGGAAGAUUUUGGACUAUGCAGGUCCGACUUACAAAGAACAGGAGGAUAAUAAAUGAUGUUCAGUUAAUUAUUCCUUGCAAGUGUUCACAACUUAAUGUAACAGCGGGUUCUGAGUUCUUGCUACUAACUGACAGUGAAGUGGCAUUGAAUACGCUACGUUUGGGAGACAGUGACCUGUUUCUACCUUUCCAUUACAGUCUUGCGAAAACCGUAGAGGAGAAGCAACGAAAAUGUUGGACAUCUGAUUUCACGUUCUUUGUCAGGGAGAUUAAAAGAAGAGCUAGAAAAUUUGUUAAUACUUUUAUAAACAAACUUGUACAUGCAUGAUACUAGUAGUUUUGAUAAUUUAAAGGUUGUAUCAGGUUAUUAGGUGUACAGAGUCAUUUUUUAAUGAAGGAAAAACUAUUUGUUCGAGAAGAAAUUAAGAUGGUUAUUUCUAUCUGAUUACUUCCUAUUUUAUGUAUUCAACAGGAAAGUGUACACUGUAUUUGCUGAAGAGAUACCCGGUUGUGUUAUCUACAUCUAAUAUGCGUUGAUGUACAUGUCAU
Molecule: messenger RNA, 1374 nt
Organism: Saccostrea cuccullata (small rock oyster)
Lineage: Eukaryota; Metazoa; Mollusca; Bivalvia; Ostreida; Ostreidae
Exons: 5
Coding region: 17-1153 (378 amino acids)
Source: RefSeq, a predicted model, not a curated record